Messenger RNA from Hippopotamus amphibius kiboko, 1191 nucleotides. Its product is annotated as inactive serine protease 54-like. Gene Ontology annotation, biological process: proteolysis. NCBI's taxonomy places the organism in Eukaryota, Metazoa, Chordata, Mammalia, Artiodactyla, Hippopotamidae. The record is from RefSeq and is a predicted model, not a curated record. Gene Ontology annotation, molecular function: serine-type endopeptidase activity.
CCCAUGGUGCCUGCUGCGGCUCUCCUUGGGGAUGGCAGCAUGAGAGGGAUGCUCUUGGUGCUGUUCUACGUCUCCCGCACUUCUGCCAGUUGUGGCAUCCAGAAAGCCAACAUUGUGGAAACUUCCGAGGAGGGCCUGGUGGAAGACGAGGAGUUCCCGUGGGUGGUGUCGCUGCAGGAUUCCCAGUACAGCCACCUGGCUUUCGGCAGCAUCCUCAGUGACUUCUGGAUCCUCAGCAUUGCAUCCCCCUUUCAGAACAGGAAGGAUGCUGUCGCUAUAGUUGGUAUAGCGGAGAUGGAUGCAAAACUGAUUGCUCACGAAGAGUAUCCAGUCAACACCAUCAUCAUCUAUGAGGACUUCGAUAAUAAAACAAUGAAAAAUAACAUAGCCCUCCUGAAGACAGACACAGCGAUGCGGUUCAACAACCUGGUCCGGCCUAUCUGCUUCCUCGGCAGAAAGCUGCACUUGCCACCAGCCUUGCAGAACUGCUGGGUGGCAGGAUGGAAUCCCACAACUGCAACGGGAAAUCACAUGACGAUGAGUAUCCUGAGGAAAAUCUCCGUGAAAGACAUCGACUUGUGUCCCUUAAACAAAAUUGAGAAAACAGGAUGUGGCCAUCACAUAGAGAUGGAAACCGAUGCCGUCUGCUUGGGGGACCCAGGGAACCCAAUGAUGUGUCAGCUGCAGGAGCUGAAUCUGUGGGUGCUGAGAGGAAUCCUGUCCCACGGCGGUGAGAAAUGCCCCGGUGUCUUCCUGUACAUCAGGGUGGAAGACUACAGCAAGUGGAUCACGUCCAAGACCAAGAAGACCAGCCCGCCCCUGUCUUCCUUCCACCACUGGGAGAACCCGAUUCCCUCCCCCAGCCACUCAUCACAUGAUGUUGUGACACAGAAAAAACAUGCCAGGCUGAGCCAGGUUGGACGGUCCCAACCACACUUCCAAGGACAGAAAAGGGCCACCAUGCAUUCACGGCCAGCAAAUGGCGCUCAAGUGAGUCUAGACUUUAGGGAAAAGGGUCUGACGGAGUCAGACCGGUCUGAGAUGGCCAUCCAGCCCAUGUACUAUGACUACUACGGUAGGGAGGCUGGGGACAGUGUGUCUCUAUCAGGCCAGAACAGGUUACAUCAGCCCCAAGAAAUUACCUUCUUUUUCUUUGUGCUUGUUUUCUUUGGUAACGGUAUCUUAGUCUAG